Molecule: messenger RNA, 2037 nt
Organism: Oncorhynchus gorbuscha (pink salmon)
Lineage: Eukaryota; Metazoa; Chordata; Actinopteri; Salmoniformes; Salmonidae
Product: kinesin-like protein KIFC3
Exons: 13
Biological process (GO): microtubule-based movement
Molecular function (GO): ATP binding; microtubule binding; microtubule motor activity
Source: RefSeq, a predicted model, not a curated record
GGAGCCACAGACUCGGAGAAGCGGGUUGUGUGUCUGUCAGCGGAGAACGAGAGUCUGAAACAGAGUCUGACUGUCACCCAGGGCCUCCUGCAGCAGCUCUCUGUCAUCCCCUCCCAGUCCAGCUCUAUACUCAUCAAGGAGAAUGAGAACCUGCGCAGCCGGGUGCAGCACCUGGAGAGUUCCCUGCAGCAGAGGGCUGAUCAGCUGUCUCACCUGGAGCGACAGAGCGAACAAAGCGAGUGGAGGAGAGGAGAGGAGCAGAGGAGAAGAGAGGAGAGAGUGAGGGAGUUGCAGCUCGAGCUGGAUAAAGAGAGGGCCAAAGAGCCACAGGUCAAGAUUGUCACUCAAACUGUGGAGGUGGAGUCACCGGUGACUCUGAGGCAGUUGGCUGAGGCCAGAGAGAGGAACGAGCAGCUGUCAGAGAAACUGACCAAUCAGAACGAGAAGUGCAGACAACUGGAGGAGCACAUCAGGAAGUCAGAUGAAUUCAGCUGUAACCUGCAACACAAGAUUGCAGCGUACGAGCGGGAGAUCAGUGUACUGCAGGAGGAACUGCUGAAGGAGAUAGGUCACCUGGAGGAGAAGAAGGAGGAGGCUGUAAAGGCUGCAGCGACCUGCUCCGUAGAACACUUCCAGAGCCUGCAGGACCAGUUCUUUAACCUGCAGAAGCGUCUGACAGCGCUCCCUCCGACCCUGCGCACCAUGAAGACAGACUACGCCAGCCUGAGGAGUCAGGUCCGCAACUUCUCCGACUUCUACGGAGCAGCCAUCACCGACGCCAAGAAACAGAUAUCAGCAGCUAUGAGUGAGAUGUCGGAGGCCAACAAGGACCUCCUGGAGAAGUACAGGAAGGAGGUGGCACUGCGGAGGAAGUACCACGAGCAGCUGGUCGAGCUCAAAGGCAACAUCCGUGUGCUGUGCCGUGUGAAGCCGGUUCUGAAGGAGGACCAGCAUGAGGAGGGCCAAUCAGUGGUGGUAACCACGGACCCCAACAACGAAUCAGCUCUCUCCGUGCUGAAAGGGCAGGGCCGCUGCCAUAACUUUGAACUGGACCGUGUCUUCCACCCUCAGGCCACUCAGGAAGAGGUCUUCCAGGAGAUCGAGCCCCUGGUGACAUCCUGUAUAGAUGGAUAUCACGUCUGCAUCUUUGCCUAUGGGCAGACUGGCUCUGGGAAGACCUACACCAUGGAGGGCAGCACAGAGAACCCAGGCAUCAACCAGCGUGCUCUGAAACACCUGUUUAGUGAGAUAGAGGACAGGAAGGACAUGUGGACGUACACCGUGACUGUCAGCUCUGUGGAGAUCUACAACGAGGUGCUCAGAGACCUGCUGAGUAAGGAUGGAGAGAAGCUGGACAUUAAGAUCAACCCAGACGGAACAGGACAGCUGCACGUCCCUGGACUCCGGCUCAUAGAGGUCAAGAGCUUCCAACACAUCAAGAAACUUCUGGCGCAGGCGCGUCGUAACAGGAUCACCUUCGGGACCCAGAUGAACCAGCACAGCUCUCGUUCUCAUGCCCUCCUCAUGAUCACUGUGCUGGGGACUGACCUGGCCAGCGGGGCCAAGACCACAGGCAAGUUGAACCUGGUGGACCUGGCUGGCUCUGAGAGGGUCUGGAAGUCAGGAGCUGAGGGAGAGAGGCUGAAGGAGGCCCAGAACAUCAACCGCUCCCUGCUGGCUCUGGGGGACGUUAUCCAGGCUCUGAGGGGGAAGGAGAAACACAUCCCCUUCAGAAACAGUCGCCUCACAUACCUGCUGCAGGACUCACUGGGCAAGGGCAACAAGACAGCCAUGGUGGUGCAGGUGUCUGCUCUGGAGAGUAACGUGGGAGAGACCAUGUGUUCUCUGAAGUUUGCUGAGAGGGUUUGUAAGGUGGAGCUGGGGCCUGCGGCCAGGAAGAUACAGAGAGGAGGGGAAGUCAUCAGUGUGACUAGAACUCCCCUUCCUGAAGUCAUCCAACUUCCUGUUCCUAUGGACGACCAGGACUCCAGGGACUCAACAGACACGCAGCCAACCAAAUACAUCAACAAGCAAUAA